Messenger RNA from Phaeoacremonium minimum UCRPA7, 1308 nucleotides. Its product is annotated as putative mfs general substrate transporter protein. The record is from RefSeq and is a predicted model, not a curated record. The transcript is spliced from 4 exons. The coding region runs from base 1 to 1308 and encodes 435 amino acids. Lineage: Eukaryota; Fungi; Ascomycota; Sordariomycetes; Togniniales; Togniniaceae. Gene Ontology annotation, molecular function: transmembrane transporter activity. Gene Ontology annotation, biological process: transmembrane transport.
AUGGGUACGAAGCAGGAAUUGGAUCAUGUCGCGGCUAUGGAGCAUCAGGAGAAGAGCGGCUCAGAUAUCGAGGAGCCGUCGUUAGCUCCUAACCUCAAGAAGAGGGAUGGCGUCAUUCUAAUGCCCCAACCCUCGGAUGACCCUCAUGAUCCUUUGAACUGGUCUUCUUUCCGUAAACACAUGGCAAUGGCCACGAUCUCCUACCUGGCACUCACAUGUUACAUGACUGUGACUACUCUCGUGCCUGGCACCGUGGAGCUUGGAAAGGAAUUCAACGUGCCCAAGGAGACAGCGGUGUACCUAGGAAGCACACCUGUCGCCUUGUAUGGUGUUGGCCCAUUCUUGUGGAGCCCAUUGAGUCAUUCCAUCGGUCGCCGACCUGUUCUCUUACUCUGCAACAUCAUCGCAAUCGUUGGCACCAUCAUCGUGGCAACUUCGCAUUCAUAUGGUGCUUGUAUGGCUGGACGUAUCAUCCUUGGCCUGGGUGGUUCAGCUUUCUGGAGUCUCGGACCAGCUAGUAUUGGAGACAUGUUUUUCCGACAUGAAAAGGGAAAGAAAAUUGGCAUUUCCACACUGGCUAUCGUUGUCAGUCCUUUUGCCGGAGGUAUUAUUGGCGGUGCCAUUAUCGACAGCCCCAAGUUGGGCUGGAGAUGGUCUCAGUGGAUUCCACUGAUUCUGAUGGCAAUUGGGUUCGCAAUGCAGGUAGUUUUCCUUCCCGAGACCGUCUACGUACGAGAGAUCGGGUCCCCCGGAGGCGUGCCCCAACCAGUGACUCCCACAAAGCCAACACGCUGGGGACGGUACGGUAUCCAUAUACCAAAGCGGCCAGCAGACAAGAGAGACGGCUUUUGGUUUAUUGCCUCGCGUCCGUUCGUCAUGUUCAAGUUCCCUGUGGUUGUUCUCACGUCAUUUUGGUUUGGCCUUGCCUACUGGUGCCAUGUGGGCAUUACUGCUGAACUACCUUUGAUUUUCGAGCCAGAGCCAUUCAACUUCUCUGUCACAGAUGUGGGACUUGCUGCAUUCUCUGGCCUGAUUGGAGCGUUGAUCGGUGAGGCUUAUGCUGGCCCUGCCAUUGACUACAUUGCCAAGCGUUGCUUGAAGCAGGGCAAGGAAUGGCGGCCGGAGAUGAGAUUGAAGGCUAUCUGGCCAGCUUUAGUAGCCACGCCAAUUGGCCUCAUCAUGUUUGGUGUGUCAAUCCAGUUUGGAAAUGCAUGGAUUACACCUCUAGUUGGUCAGGGCAUUUACAUCUUUGGGAUUGAGAUUGCGACGACUGUUUGGUACAUAUUUGAGUUCCUUUCGUUCGUGUAA